Penicillium vulpinum is the source of this 1881-nucleotide messenger RNA. RefSeq names its product DUF3405 domain-containing protein. The record is from RefSeq and is a predicted model, not a curated record. NCBI's taxonomy places the organism in Eukaryota, Fungi, Ascomycota, Eurotiomycetes, Eurotiales, Aspergillaceae. The transcript is spliced from 6 exons. The annotation marks the transcript as partial.
UCGAUCGUUAUCCGCCCAGGAGAUGUAGUCAGUAAGAUAUCGCGGGAAGUGAGGCCACAAGAUGAUAAAGCGCCAUUUGCCCAUGAACAGAAUGGACCUGGAACCUUACGUGAUGUUCGGGAGGACCGAUUUUACCGUGGCGGGACAUUGACAGUAACACAUCAAAGUGAUAAUAAUUACCCCCCGAACCCUAUCAUUUAUGACCCCUAUCCGGAAUACAACGGCGGCGAGUGGCGCAAAGAAUUUGUAGGAAGCUUUCGCGCGUGCGAAGGUCCGCGAGGAAAGACUCUCAGCCGCACGAGUGCCCAAGAUAUGAUAUCUGUUUAUCCAGGUAUCCAAAAAGAUUUCCCUUCAGCCUUGCUCGGGUCGUAUCUGGCAACGGGGGUCGACGGAUAUGUCUGUACCGAUCGCUCUUCUCGAUUGGGUGCGUACGGGUACGGGAAUAAUGCCAGAGUCGAUUGGAAUAAGACCAACUGGGGGUCACUUCAGUCACAGUGCUUUGAAAAGAACGUCGGAAGAUAUGCGCCAAGCGAGAUCGAUUCGCGCCCAGCCAAGCUCACCCUGCCAGUGCGCUCUCGUUUUUCUGCACGCAACCCCUAUCGCGAUCGACCAGCCUCUUCGCCAGAUAGCUUGAGAUACAAAACAAGAUCCGCCAUUCUCCUUCGUGCGUGGCAUGACAUGGAAUGGACUGAGGAUCUUAAACAAAAUGUUCGGUCUCUUGUCAUGGAGCUAUCGUUACACUCUGGUGCCGAGUAUGAGGUCUUCAUCUUGUGUUAUGUCCAGGAUGAGAGCAUCCCCAUAUAUACACACGAUGCCAAGGUCAUGGAGAAGGUCAAAUCUCGAUGUGUCCCACGCAAAUUUCUGGACAUGGUCGUUCUUUUCAAUGACGCGACGUUGGACUCGUGGUAUCCUAAGAUCGAGGAACAUCGGCCGAAGUAUCAGUACUGGCAACCGGUUCAAGUCUUUUCCCAGGUGUUUCAGGAUUUUGACUAUUACUGGCAACUGGAAAUGGAUUCUAGAUUCACUGGUCAUUCCUACCAUUUUCUCGAAAAGUCCGCCGAGUUUGCAAAAGCACAGCCACGGAAGUAUCUUUGGGAGCGCAACGCCUACUUUUAUAUUCCAGGGACACAUGGAAUUUGGAAGAAUUUCAUCAAGAAGGUUGAGUCCGCAAUGGAGGGCCGGAAGAGUAUUUGGGGGCCCAAAAGCUUCCCUCGGAUAACCCCAGUAGGCCCUAAGCCUCCUGUUGCUUUCCCAGAAGAUGAUAAGUAUGAAUGGGGUGUUGGCGAAGAGGCCGAUCUUAUCACCUUUCUACCGAUAUUCGACCCUGUUGAUACGAAGUGGCUAUUCAAAGAUAUGCUUUGGGAAAUUCCUAGAGCUGCUCCACGGCGAGCAUCACCUUUGGCCAUGGGGCGCAUAUCAAGGAGGUUACUACAUCAGAUGCAUGUUGUGCAAAUCCAACGCGGAAUGGGCCUUGUUUCUGAGAUGACAGCUCCCUCGCUUGCUCUCUGGCAUGGGCUCAAAGCAGUCCACGUGCCCCAUCCUCUCUAUGUCGACGGUAAAUGGACAUCGAAGGAGCUUGGACGAAUUUUGAAUACAGGUGAACCUGAUAAUAUCAAUGGCGGAACUGAUAGUAUCUGGAACUGGGAUCACCGAUUGGAUCACAUACUGUAUCGUAUAUCGUACAUGUUUACAACACAAACUGCGGGAGAUCUGUAUCGGAGAUGGCUGGGCUACCCCAUCAAUCCGAAUCAGUAUACCGAUGGCAACUUCCACCAAGAUGAUCAGGGCCGAAAUUGGUUUGAAAUUGGUGACUUGCGAGAGGACUUAUACGGACCACUCUGCUUUCCAUCUAUGUUACUUCUGUUCAAAGAGUACAAAUAA